This is a messenger RNA of Trematosphaeria pertusa, 1864 nucleotides long. RefSeq names its product putative sugar transporter. Lineage: Eukaryota; Fungi; Ascomycota; Dothideomycetes; Pleosporales; Trematosphaeriaceae. Gene Ontology annotation, biological process: transmembrane transport; carbohydrate transport. The record is from RefSeq and is a predicted model, not a curated record. The coding region runs from base 170 to 1723 and encodes 517 amino acids. Gene Ontology annotation, molecular function: carbohydrate:proton symporter activity. The transcript is spliced from 2 exons. Gene Ontology annotation, cellular component: membrane.
GGCGUCCCAUACGGAUGGGACUGAACGGCAUGGCAGUUGCAUGAAUCUGGGGAAGCGGGAUAGGAUGGCUACUUGUAUAUUAUAAUACCCCCGUCUUCCUCUACCCAUCAAUGCAAAACGCCGCUAACUAUCACUUCGUUCACACUGGCGAUUCUUCCAUUGAUUCAACAUGGCUAAGUUUGCCAUCCGACGUCUAUGGCUGGUGACAGCCCUUACCACCAUAGGCGGCCUCAUCCAAGGCUUCGAUGUCUCCAGCAUGUCCGCAAUUAUCGGCACACCGCAGUACACGUCCUACUUCCACCACCCAGACUCCACAAUGCAGGGGGGCAUUACAGCCUCCAUGGCCGGAGGCUCUCUCCUCGGUUCCCUCUUCUCCUCCGUCGUCAGUGACCGCAUCGGACGUCGCGAUACCAUGUUCGGCGCUUGCAUCGUCUUCGUCAUCGGCUCGAUCCUCAUGAGCGCAGUGCAAAAUCUGAGCAUGCUCAUCGUCUCCCGCAUCGUCAACGGCUUCGCUGUCGGUAUGCUGACGAGUCAGGGGCCUAUUCUGCUGGCUGAGCUGGCUCCUCCCAACAAGAGAGGCCGCCUUAUUGCUGUACAGCAGUGGAAUAUAACCUGGGGCAUUCUGAUCAUGUACUUCGUUUCGUACGGCUCGUCAUUUAUGAAGUCGAAUGCCUCCUUUCGUCUACCGUGGGCCUUGCAGAUGAUACCAGCCAUUGUCCUCAUGGCAUGCAUCCCUUUUAUGCCUCGCUCGCCACGCUGGCUGGCUGGGCGCGACAGAUGGGACGAAGCCAUCCAAGUGCUGGCAGACGUCCACGCAAGAGGGAACCGCCUAGAUCCUCUCGUCGUCGCACAGAUCCGAGAGAUCCGGGAAUACCUUACUGCAGAACGGGAAAGCGGAAACGGCGCCUGGUCUGACCUGCUGAAGCGGGAGAAUUUUGCCCGGGUCUCUACCAGCAUACUCACACAUAUCUGGGCGCAGUAUACCGGCCAAAACGCGCUCAUGUACUACAUCGUGUACAUCUUCCAGAUGGCUGGAUUGAAGGGACAGCAGAACCUCCUCAUCUCUUCAAUCCAAUACAUCAUCCAGGUCGUCGCCCUGGUGCCAGGCCUCAUCUUCAUGGAUCGCUGGCCUCGCCGAUACGUCAUGCUGCUCGGCUCCUUCGUCCUAGGAGCGACAUGCUUCACAGUCAGCGGUGUCAUGGCCUCGUACGGACACAAGGUACCCGGCGGCCUUGACGGUAGCAAGACAGUAACCUGGGUUGUGGACAACAAGGCCGCCGCAAGAGGUAUAAUUGCGUGUGCAUACAUCUUCGUCGCCACCUACGCUACGACGUGGGGCCCUGUUGGAUGGAUCUAUCCUCCAGAGGUUAUCCCGUUUUCCAUCCGGAGCAAGGUGGUUUCGUGCGCCACGGCAGCCAACUGGGCCAUGAAUUUCUCGCUUACCUUCUUCACGCCUCCCGCGUUCCAAAAUAUCCAAUGGCGGACUUUUCUCAUCUUCGGAUCGUUCUGCGUGGCGAGCUUUAUCACUGUCUUUCUUUUCUUCCAGGAGACGCGUGGUAAGAGCUUGGAGGAGAUGGACCACGUGUUUCGCAAUGAGUCGGUUUGGGCCUUCCUCGUGGACACGAAGAAGCCUAGCGCGAUUGAAGUGGAUGUUCAGCAAGCGGCUGAGGAUAAGAAUGACACGAUAAGGGAAGAGUUGGCGUUCAUAGCAAACAAGGUGUGAGAUGGAGGGCCUCAGAAAGCCUGCCAUGUGGAGGACAAAAGGGGAUGGGGCGUCGUAAUCCAUCAUUUUUGUCCGACUUUAUCCAGAAACGUGGCCUCAAUACUACAUAGCGCCAGUCCACACUUAAUUUCAACACUGUAC